Harpegnathos saltator (Jerdon's jumping ant) is the source of this 8955-nucleotide messenger RNA. It is a transcript of the gene Mdr49, whose product is annotated as Multi drug resistance 49. The record is from RefSeq and is a predicted model, not a curated record. Gene Ontology annotation, biological process: oligopeptide export from mitochondrion. Lineage: Eukaryota; Metazoa; Arthropoda; Insecta; Hymenoptera; Formicidae. Gene Ontology annotation, molecular function: ATP binding; ATP hydrolysis activity; ABC-type oligopeptide transporter activity. Gene Ontology annotation, cellular component: mitochondrial inner membrane. The transcript is spliced from 18 exons. The coding region runs from base 1222 to 5253 and encodes 1343 amino acids.
ACACGCACUCUACAUAACCAUACACACACACACACACACACACACAACACACGAGUCACGUAAUGUGACGAGCGUGGUAGAUAGCGUAAACGGUGAUAUACAUAGAGGUUCUGGCGGCAGGGGGGUCAGUGUAAAACUGCCUUCUGCCCGUAACGUUUCGAACGUAUCCGAGUGUGAAGCAUCGUUAGCGUUCGGACUCUCUCGCUGUACGAAGCCGUACAUCCUGCCGAGCCACUAUCGCGACGGCCCCCGGCGCCCAGAGGGGCCCCUGCAUCCCUCACCCUGAAGAACAGCCGCCACCACUCUUUGGGUCUGCCGUUAUUUCAGCGGCGGGAGGAGUCAGCCUCUGCAGCCGUGAAUGGACAUCACUAUCGUCGGUUGGAGGGGCCGUUGAAGGUGUUCUUCGAGCUGCUGGCGCAGACGCACAGUCUGUAACAGAUGAGUGUUCGAUCGGCGGGUGGCCAUAUGGUGAAGCAGAGGAGGUUCAUCGGGAACACCAACAGCCAAAUGAUCAAUAUACGAGAACAUUUAUAGGCACUCGAGAGCACGUGGUGGUGUGUGAUUAGUUAGUACGAUCCCGAUGUAGAAAGGGGGACGAUAAUAUCGACGAGAAAGAGAGUCGUGGGUUUGUACGUUCCCGAGCGGAAUCCCCUCGCGGCUUCGCGAUCAUUUUGCGAAUUGCGCGUGAUCGCGCGUUGUGUAAAAACGAGAGUUACAGGUUCAAGUCGGCCGCGGCUCGAAGUCCCGGAGGAGGAAGCCGGAGCGGAUUCGCGCGGAUCUCUCUGGAUGCGAUCGCUCUCGCGCGAGUCGAUUAUAUCUUGCUUACCUACCGGCCGGAUUUGCGCAUUGAGGGGGAUCUUCUGUUUUGUCAUAACGAUUUUAGAUACCAACACGAAGACACGGGAGAGCGGGAGAAGGAAGGGAAGCGUGGGUUAAAAAGGAGUCGAGUGUGAUGUAGCCACGUUUAUUCAGUCCGCUCAUAAUUUUCGCGGAGUAUUACCGCAGAGAUAAAAAGCGAAGAGAGAGAGAGAGAGAGAGAGAGAGAGGGGAAGAGGGAGAAAGGAAAAACUAACAAAUUUGCAUAUCGCAACCGGACAAACACACGGUCGUGUGAGAGCCGGACGGCGCUUUAACUUACGAAAUCCGAGCAAUUUUCUUCGACUCACGCGCCGAGCCAGGCGGAGCUUUUCAUCACAAUGAGUUAUUAGCUGAGAAUGCGCAAUGACACAGCAAGUUUACCCGUGGUCCACGAGUCCCCGCGAGACGUCUCAGGAUACUCCAAUGGUGACAUUCAAAUCAAACUGCCACCCCCAGGCAAAGAUCCUGUCGAGGUACACACAACGAGACAAGGAGAAGGAUAAACAUGAAGCCGAAUACAUGCUACAGGGAAAUGGCAAAGCGAUGGAGUUUGCGCCGCCGCAGACGAAGCAGGAGGAUGACAAACCAGCUUCGAAGCCGCCAUUGCCGCCACCAGUGCCUUAUUACCAGCUCUUUCGAUACGCGACAUGCAGCGAGCUGAUGUUGGUCGCCACCGGCCUCUUCAUGGCCGUCUUAGUGGGCCUCUGCUUGCCAAUCGCCACGAUCGAGUACGGCGAGUUUAGCACGCUGUUGGUGGACCGCAAUAUGGAGAAUCACACGAGCACGCCGACUCUCAUACUGCGAGCUUUCGGGGGUGGAAGAGUCUUAGUGAACGCAUCGAAGGAGGAAAGGAUGGACGCUCUCUAUGAGGACGCGGCGGCGUUCGGCAUCGCUUGCACGAUGGUGUCGCUCAUUCAGUUUGUCGUCGCGAUAUUCGCGAUCGAUCUGCUGAACCUCGCCGCCACGAGACAGAUCGCUCGGGUGCGCAAGAUAUUCCUGCGGGCCGUGCUCAGGCAGGACAUGACGUGGUACGACACGAACACGUCGACAAACUUCGCCAGCAGGAUCACCGAGGAUCUGGACAAGAUGAAGGACGGCAUAGGCGAGAAGUUGGGUAUUUUCAUCUACCUGGUGAGCUCCUUCACCGCCUCGAUCAUCAUCUCCUUCGUCUACGGCUGGAAAUUGACCCUGGUGGUGCUGAGCUGCGCACCGAUCAUCGUGAUUGCCACCGCCAUCGUCGCUAAGGUGCAGAGCUCUCUGUCGGCCUUGGAGCUGGCCGCUUACGGCCAGGCCGGCAACGUCGCCGAGGAGGUCCUCGGCGCAAUCCGCACCGUAGUGGCGUUCAACGGCGAGCAGAAGGAGGUAGAGAGAUACGCGGAGAAGCUCGUGCCCGCGGAGAGGACCGGGAUCAGGAGGGGCAUGUGGUCAGGGGUCGGCGGUGGCGUCAUGUGGCUCAUCAUCUACCUCAGCUACGCGUUGGCCUUUUGGUACGGCCUGCAAUUAAUCCUGGACGACCGGCCCAAGGACUACAAGGAGUACACGCCGGCGGUGCUGGUGAUCGUGUUCUUCGGCGUGUUGUCGGGCGCGCAAAACAUGGGUCUCACCUCGCCGCAUCUCGAGGCGUUCGCGAUGGCGCGCGGCUCGGCCGCCGCGGUCUUCCAAGUGCUCGACCGCGUGCCGGAGAUCGACAGCCUCAGCGCCGACGGCGAGAAGCUGCAGUCCGUCCACGGCGACAUCGAGUUCCAGGGCGUCGAGUUCCGCUAUCCGGCGCGGAAGGACGUGCAGGUGCUGAGCGGGCUGCACCUGAGGAUCAACCGCGGCGAGACGGUGGCGCUCGUCGGCGGCUCCGGUUGCGGCAAGUCCACCUGUCUGCAGCUCAUCCAGCGCCUUUACGACCCCGUCGGUGGCCAGGUGUUUCUGGAUGGGAUCGACGUGUCGAAGCUGAAUGUUCAGUGGCUGCGCUCGCACAUCGGCGUGGUCGGCCAGGAGCCUGUGCUCUUUGACACGACGAUACGGGAGAACAUCCGCUACGGAAAUGACAGCGUUACCGACGAGGAGAUGAUCAAAGCCGCGAAGGAAGCGAACGCUCACGACUUCAUCAGCAAACUGCCGGAGGGAUACGAUAGCCCGGUGGGCGAAAGAGGCUCUCAAUUGUCCGGUGGACAAAAGCAGAGGAUCGCGAUCGCGCGUGCUCUGGUCAGGAGACCGGCGAUCCUUUUGCUGGACGAGGCGACUUCUGCUUUGGAUCUUCACAGCGAGGCGACCGUGCAGAGAGCCCUCGACGCCGCGUCGAAGGGUAGAACGACGAUUAUAGUCACUCACAGGCUCUCCACGAUCACAAACGCGGAUAGGAUCGUAUUUAUCAAGGACGGAGUGGUCGUGGAGGAGGGGACUCACGAGGAACUGCUGGCACUUGGGAAACACUAUUACGGCCUGGUCGCCGCCGACGCGAGCGCUACCGCCAAGGCCAAAACCGCGACGACCGUCGCCAAGAUGAUGUCCCCGAAGAUGAAGGCGAAGCCGCCUCUGACCAAACAAUUCUCGACACUGUCCGCUCAUUCCCAUCGACUAUCCCUCACCGGCCAGUCAGACGCCACGGAGGAGGAACUGGAGGAGCAGGAGAAACCUUACAACGCGCCUAUCAUGAGGAUAUUUGGACUGAACAAGCCGGAGUGGCCGUACAACCUGAUCGGGAGCAUCGCCGCGACGAUGGUGGGCGCGUCCUUCCCGGCGUUCGCCAUGCUGUUCGGCGAGGUGUACAAGGUGCUGGGUCUCCAGGACGAGGAGGAAAUCCGCAAGGAGACCAUCAACUUCUCCAUCAUGUUCAUCGUCGUCGGCGUGUUCACCGGCCUCGGCACUUUCCUGCAGAUGUACAUGUUCGGCUUGGCCGGCGUGCGUAUGACCACGCGGAUCCGGAAGCUCGCUUUCAGCGCGAUGCUGAAGCAAGAGAUGGGCUGGUACGACGAGGACGUCAACAGCGUGGGCGCUCUGUGCGCCCGGCUGUCGUCGGACGCCGGAGCGGUCCAGGGUGCGACCGGAAGUCGCGUGGGCGCGAUCCUGCAAGCCAUGUCGACCCUCGUUCUCGGCAUCGGCCUGUCCUUUUACUUCACGUGGAAGAUGACGCUGGUCUCGGUGGUGUCGAUCCCGCUGGUGCUCGGCGCGGUGUUCCUCGAGGCGAGGAUCAUGAGCGAACAGGGUAUGCGGGAGAAGAAGAAGAUGGAGGCGGCGACCCGGAUCGCCGUCGAGGCGAUCUCCAACAUACGAACGGUCGCCAGCCUCGGCAAGGAGGACGCCUUCUUCAACAGGUACUGCGUGGAGCUGAACCACGUCGCUAAAGCGUCCCGCACGCGCAACAGACUGAGGGGCCUGGUGUUCUCGUGCGGACAGACCGCGCCGUUCCUGGGAUACGCCGUGAGUCUCUAUUACGGCGGCUACUUGGUGGCCAGGGAGGGCCUGGCCUAUCAGAACGUCAUCAAGGUGUCGGAAGCCUUGAUCUUCGGCUCGUGGAUGCUCGGCCAGGCGCUCGCGUUCGCGCCCAACUUCAACAUGGCCAAGAUCUCAGCCGGCAGGAUCUUCAGGCUGCUCGACCGAAUGCCGCAGAUUACCUCGCCGUAUAGAUCGGAAGAGAAGAACGCGAACUGGAAGGCGGACGGGAUGAUUCAAUUCUCGAAGGUCGAGUUCCAGUACCCGACGCGGCCGGAAGUGCAGGUGCUCAAAGGGUUGAAUCUAAUUGUGAAGCCGGGUCAGAUGGUGGCCUUGGUGGGCCAGAGCGGUUGCGGCAAGUCCACGUGCAUUCAGCUGCUGCAGCGGCUGUACGACCCGCUGUCCGGCAGCGUGACGCUGGACCGACGUGACAUCUCGUCGGUCUCGCUGACCACGCUUAGGUCGCAGCUCGGUGUCGUCGGUCAGGAGCCGGUGCUCUUCGACAGGACGAUAGCCGAGAACAUCGCUUACGGCGACAAUUAUCGGCAAGCGUCGAUGGACGAGAUCAUCGAGGCCGCCAAGAGGUCCAACAUCCACAACUUCGUCUCGUCGUUGCCGCUGGGUUACGACACGAGAUUGGGAACGAAGGGCACUCAGCUGUCCGGCGGGCAGAAACAACGGAUCGCGAUCGCGCGCGCUCUCGUUAGGAACCCUCGAGUUCUGCUGUUGGACGAGGCCACCUCGGCUCUGGAUACCCAAAGCGAAAAGGUCGUGCAGCAGGCCCUGGACAAAGCCAUGGAGGGCAGAACGUGCAUCACCAUAGCUCACCGUUUAGCCACUAUAAGGAACGCGGACGUGAUCUGCGUGGUUGACAAGGGCGCGGUGGCCGAGAUGGGCACCCACGACGACCUGAUGGCGGCCGGAGGUCUGUACGCUCAACUGCACGCUCUCCAGGAAGCCGCGAUGGAGUAAGAGAGCGCGCGUCUCUUGCUGACGGAGCCUCCGGCUCUGAUCUGAGCGUGUUCUCGGCGACGCCGGUGAGGUACGAGACGCGCGAGGAGGAGCAACGCGACGUGCUAAGACCACGGGCGCGCUUUCGAACGCUCGACCAUCCUGGGAGAAGGCUGCUGGGCACAGCACGGAGUUGCGGGAGGACGAGUUCAAAGGACGAGCGCCUCAGCGAGCGCAAAGAUUCUUCCGGAGGUUCACGUGGGUGCGUUCGCACGUUCACGGCGUCGAUGCGCGACGCGUCUGUGAGAUCCUGCGGCGAACGGCCGGGAGUUUCGUUUAUCCUCGAGAUCGCGCGCGGAGUAACGAGAGAGCCUUUCCUCGCACGGAGACUUCGGUUGCUUUCAUGCUCGGCUCGAGAUCCGCGUGAAUCAACGGGAUCGCGGGCGCCCAAAUGUUCCUUACUCUCUUCAUCGUUCAAUUUAAUUGCGAACCAACGAACGCGCGCGCGAGGUCGGACGCUCUCCAUUCGCUCUUUUGUCGCGCUUCGAUCGACCUGAAUCAUCAUCUCGCCCCCAUGAGAGCCCGUCGCGACGACUUCCUUCGCGACUCGCGUUCACUUCACGUCCAUCCACGUCCGUCAGUCGCGUUCGCAUUUAUCAUUUCUCUCGUUUGUCCACGGGACGUAGUUCAUUCAGUUUCACGGCACCGGUGGACUCAAGUCCCCGUUAAGUAAUGCCCCUCACCGAGGGCCACGCGCUGCUCCUCCCCGUCGCGUCGGCGGCCACGUUACUUCAUUAAGCGUCGCAGCCUCGCUACCGCGUCGCCGACCUAACGAUCCGCCCUUUCGGAACGGUAUAAAACGCAUCGCGCACGCGGCCAUUAUCCGUAAUGCCCGGCAGCGACGUAAUAGACUCCACUGUCUCUUCCCUCCCGCCCUUCCUCGCCCUCGUCGUCAUUCGCGUCAUACGACCGCCUCGACUUUUCUCUCAGGUGAUAAUAUCUCUCCACGCAAGCACGCGUACACGCUUACACACACACACACACACACACACACACACGCACGCACACACACACUGCGCAAUCUCUCGCGAUCUUCAUUUCAUUCGUGCGUUCGCCGUGUUUCACGGCGAAAAGCCGUGGAAAUUCGGCUGUAGCUUUUCCCCUCGAGAACGGAAGAGACAAGCGAAACAAUCGGCGCGACAAACGCCCGACGGAGUCGCCGCUUCUGCUCGCUCGGCGACGGCAAAAGAGAGCGCAUAAGAUAGGUGGAAAGUCGCUGCGCGCGGUCGAGUGAUGCGAAACGCGGCGCGUUGCGUGCCGAUUGAACGGAACCGUCAAUACGACGCGACGCGGUCCCGGUAGGCGCAAUUAGCGUAAUUAAUACUAUUGAUCUACGCGCUCUUCGCGCUCCGCUUGAUUAGGCACAGACGGCGUAGCCGAAUCGAUCGACUCCGGCGGGACAUAACUGGCGUAACAAGGCGUGUGCAAAUGACGACAGGUGUUCGGGACUGUAAGGGCGUGGUGCGCCCUUGAAGGGUGGGCCCUGCAUCGCGUAAUUUCGACAAUGCCAGCGCGGCGGCGCUCUAACGACGCGCGGGAGGGCAUGAAAAAUGUAUAAGUAUUUCUCUCGAAAUAUACACGUUUCGUCCGCCCGCUCUUCCUUCCUGCCUCCUUACGCUCUCCCCCCCCCCCCCCACCGCGCAUCACACCCUGUUAUAGCUGAAAAAUUCAGAUGUUCAUCUUUAUUCCCUCGUGGAGGAAAAAAAACGAGAAGUAGGAGGAGGGGAGGAUAUGGAGAAUAGGAGGAGAAGGAAGGGGUGGGCGGGGCGAGAAGAGAGGAAUUCUCUUGCUCUCGGCUGAAGUAUAUAACGAAUUCAGCCGCGAGGCGAGACUCGCGUCGGAUACAAGAGACUCCCCGCUGGAGCUGGAGCUGGAGGUAAUAAAUCAUCGCCGGCCUUCCCAAUGGUGCCUUAAUAAUUAGACGUUUGAUGUCGCGCGGUUGUGUCGCGCGCGACGUCAGCGAGGAGACGCGAGCGAACGCAACGACAAGAACGAUCGGAGAGAAAGCGAGCGCGGGGUGUGGUUGCGUACAUCCAGGAGGAAAACAGCGCGGCGACCGCACAGGGCUUGGCACACGUACAUACGCCCGCUGCACCCUUUUGAUCUUUUUUCGACGCGUCGCUUAGCGUCUACUCUCCUCGCGCAGUCCAGCGGCCAGAGCUCGGGCUCAGCGAGCUCUGCAGUAUUUACUCGAAAAUGGAAUUCGGUUGGUUAACCAGCGCGGGCUUUCCUCGCAGCGGGGUGUCUGGCGAAGCGACUUUUACCCCGUCGUCGCGGCACAGUGGCGCGCGACACGGGGAGCAGUUGAUCGACCGGUUGAAAAGACCGCGGGAGCACCCGCGUCCUCGUAGCCAAGUCACCCCCUGACCCCCCUUCGCCGCCGAGGGUGAGCGGAAAUGUAUGCGUUCGCGUUGAAUUCGAUCGUGGAAGGAAUUAAGUGGAACGACGCGCGCAGGGGGAGGGGGGCGUGCGAGUAAACCGAUAUUUAUUAGCGGCAAUAACCGCUUACGUGCACAAUAUGCGCGAGUGAAUAAAGUCCAAGCAGGUCGAGAUCGCAUUUGUACGUAUCGCAUGUACGCGCAGGGCAGAAAUCUGCUUUGCCUCUGGAUUCCGCCGAGCGGCGAUCCCGGGUAAUCGCGAAACAAUCGGGCCGAGUGUCGCGGCAGGACGAUCAGGCGAUCGGCUUCUCGAGCGGGCGGUUCCUAUAAAUUAUGCGCGGCGUGACGGGUCAUUUCGUUCGAUUGUGUUCUCUCCCGGGGCAGAGAGAGAGAGAGAGAGAGAGAGAGAGAGAAAGAGCGAGGGUGAGAGCGAGAGCGAGAUAGCUAUUGACGCUUUUCCCCCUCGAGCUUAAUAACGAAAUUCGCCGGCGGAGGCUUAUCGGCUUUGGCGAUGAUGUACGGCCGGCCCGACGACGAGGGAGUGCGUGCAAAAAGAUCCGAGAUGAUUUUUCAAAAUUUCUGCCUACGGGCUUAAGGUCGCUGCCUGACGCGUCUCGGCCGUCGAUCCAUUACCGGGAGAUAAGAGACCGGACGUGAAAGAGUGAUCGUUACUAAACGAGGUACAUCCGGCGAUGUACGGGGCAUUAAACAGAUAAUCGGCAAUUGCGGGGAUCGAACAAGAUGGAUAAGUUUUCUUUCGAGGGAAGGUAAGGAGGGGGGGGGGGGGUAUAGAUAGUCACUGAGAGUUUCCAGUUAUCUACCGGAAAUCUAUAUCGGUAUCCGUUGAAUUUGAUUAUUCUCCCACAAUGUGUGUCCGUAAAACCUUGUAGAAAGUGGGAAAAUUGUUAUUCUCACACGUGGAUGAUGAGUGACGAGAUACUUUUCGAUCUCUGGUCAAUUGCGAGGAUGACUUAAAGAACCAAGAUAACGACUAUCGUAAUUCAAGGGCACAGAUCUUGCGUCGAUUAGCGGAGAGGACGGGUUAAACUUGACCCGGACGCGCGCGAAUGGGAAAACUUGAGAAAAUGUUGUCAAGCUCGCGUGAGUCGCAGGAUAUACCACGUGGUGCCUGCUGAACUGCACAGUAUGAAAACGUGUAUUUGCGACGGUCCUAAACGUGUGAGGAGGUAGAAGUAUUGACGCUUUUCUUACAAGAGAAAAGGAGACUACUACAUUGUAUCGCGACAUAUAUACUAAUAAAGAACAAAAAAUAUAUACACAGGAA